Protopolystoma xenopodis is the source of this 261-nucleotide messenger RNA. Lineage: Eukaryota; Metazoa; Platyhelminthes; Monogenea; Polystomatidea; Polystomatidae. The record is from the annotation of a GenBank genome assembly.
AUGCGCGAAAACAGUGGGAAUCUGACCAUACAAUCUUCUUUUAUCUCUCUCUCUCUUUCUCUCUCUCCUUCCCCCUUCUACCAAUUUGAUGUCUAUCUGGCCGCAACAUUCAGCCUUUUCAGCGUGUCUUUACGACCUCUUCGCUGUGUCAUCAACACACAACCCACAUAUCCCACACAAGCACGCAUAGCCCAGGCCCCAAUCACAGCCACUGAGCGCAUGCACAUAAACCCACAUAAAGCAGAAGACCGGCUAUCUUGA